Porites lobata is the source of this 10166-nucleotide messenger RNA. The record is from the annotation of a GenBank genome assembly. Lineage: Eukaryota; Metazoa; Cnidaria; Anthozoa; Scleractinia; Poritidae.
AUGGAUCUCGAAAUCUGCAAGAGUUCAUUGUUCGUACUACAACGUUGUGGAAAAAAACGAGAGAACUAUCUUGACUAUAAAAAGUCCCAAAAAUUGCAUCUUCCCAAAAGGAUUAACCCAUCCUUUUGGUGGGAAAAAUGUCAACUUUUUUCUUUAUUUGUUUUUGGUCAAAAUAAGACUAGUAAUAGUUUUACUUAAUGACUUUGUAGAGAAGAAAGAAACCUUUUUGAGUAUAAAAAAGACAGAUUUUUUCAAAGUCCAAAGACGCGCAUUUUUCAAAAGGGGUUAGCCCAUGCCUUUGAUAAAAAAAUACCAAUAUCUUCUUUAUUUAGAUUUGGUCAAAAUAAGACUCGAAAAAAUGCUUUAAGACUUUGCAGAGAAAAAAGCAUUACUCAAUGCCUUUGCAAACAAAAAGGAAACCUUUUUUUAACAUAAAAAACAGAAUUUUUCAAAAUAAAAAAAAAUCAAAGGGGUCAACCUAUGCUAUCGGCCAAAAAUGCCAUUUCUUCUUUAUUUCGAUUUGAUCAAAAUAAGACCAGAAAUAAUGCUUUCUGACUUUGAAGAGAAAAAAGAAAUUUUUUGGUCCUUAAAAAAACAAUUUUUCAAAGUCCAAAAAAUCGCAUUUUUUCAAAGGGGUUAACCCAUGCUUUUGGUCAAAAUAUGCCAAUUAUUUGGUUUAUUUACAUUUGGUCAAGAUAAGACUAGAAGUAAAGUUUAAUAACUUUGUAAAGGAAACAAACCUUUUUUCACUAAAAAAAAACCUAUUUGAAAGUCCCAAAAAUCGCUUUCUUCCAAAGGGGUUAACCCAUGCGCUUGGAAAAAAAAUGCCAAUUUUUCCUUUAAUUAGAUUUGGUCAAAAUAAGACAAGAAAUAACAGUUAAUAACUUUGUUAAGAAAAAAAAAAAAAUCUUUUUUCACUAUAAAAAAGAAAACUUUUUGAAAGUCCCAAAAAUCGCUUUUUUCCAUAGGGGUUAACCCAUGCUUUUGGUCAAAAAAUGCCAAUUUUUUUGUUUAUGUAGAUUUCGUGAAAAUUACACUUGAAAUAAUGCUAGUGACUUCCCACAGGAAAAAAAAACCUUUUGGACUAUAUAUAUAUAUAUAUAUAUAUAAAAAGAAUUUUUCAAAGUAGAAAAAAUCGCAUUUUUUUCUAAAGUGUUUAAUCCAGCCUUUUGAUCAAAAAAGCCAAAUUCUUCUUUAUUUAGAUUUGUUCAUAAUAAGACUAGAAAAACUGCUUAGCGACUUUGCAGAGAAAAAGAAACCUGUUUUGACUAUAAAAAACAGAAUUUUUCAAAGUCCAAAAAAUCCGCUUUUCCAAAGGGGUUAACCCAUGCUUUUGGUCAAAAAAUGCCAUUUUUUUUCUCCAGUUAUAUUUCGUAAAAUAAGACCAGAAAUAAUGCAUAAUUACUUUGAAGAGAAAAAGGAAACUUUUUUGACUACAAAUAGCAGAAUUUUUCAAACUCCAAAAUCUCGCUUUUUUUUCAAAGGGGUUAACCCAUGAAUUUGGACAAACAAUGCCAAAUUUUUCUACUUAGAUUUGGUCUAAUUUUUCAAAGUCGAUACAAUCCACUUUUCCAAAGGGGUUAACCCAUGCUUUUGGUCAAAAAAUGCCAAUUAUUUGGUUUAUUUAGACUUGGUCAAAAUAAGGCUAGAAAUAAUGCUAAGUGACUUUGCGGAGAAAAAAGAGACCUUUUUGACCAUAAAAAACAGAAUUUUUUAAAGUAGAAAGAAUCGCAUUUUUUUCUAAAGGGUUUAAUCCAGCUUUUUGAUCAAAAAAGCAAAAUAGGCCAUAAUGAAGACUAGAAAAAAAUGGACAUAAGAAGACUAGAAAGACUGCUUAGCGACUUUGCAGAGAAAAAAGAAACCUGUUUUGACUAUAAAAAACAGAAUUCUUCAAAGUCCAAAAAAUAAUCUUUUCCAUGCCUUUGGUCAAAAAAUGCCAUUUUUCUCUCUAGUUAUAUUUGGUCAAAAUAAGACUAGAAAUAAUGCUUAAUUACUUUAAAGACAAAAAAUAAACUUUUUUGACUAUAAAUAGCACAAUUUAUCAAACUCCGAAAACUCGCCUUUUUUUUAAAGGGGUGAACCCAUGAGUUUGGUCAAAAAAUGCCAUUUUUUCUUUAUUUCGAUUUGAUCAAAAUAAGACUACAAAUAAUGCUUUGUGACUUUCAAGAGAAAAAACAAACCUUUUUUGGCCUUAAAAAAAUCUUUUUUCACUAUAAAAAAGAAAACUUUUUGAAAGUCCCAAAAAUCGCUUUUUUCCAUAGGGGUUAAUCCAUGCUUUUGGCCAAAAAAUGCCAUUUUUUCUUUAUUUGGAUUUGGUCAAAAUAAGACUAGAAAUAAUGCUAAGUGACUUUGCAGAGAAAAAAGAAACCUGUUUUGACUAUAAAAAACAGAAUUUUUCAAAGUCCAAAAAAUCCACUUUUCCAAAGGAAAACCCAUAAAUGCUUCUGGUCAAAAAAAUGCCAUUUUUUUCUCUAGUUAGAUUUGGUCAAAAUAAGACUAGAAAUAAUGCUUAAUUACUUUGAAGACAAAAAACAAACUUUUUUGACUAUAAAUAACAGAAUUUUUCAAACUCCAAAAACUAGCAUUUUUUUCAAACGGGUUAACACAUGAUUUUGGCCAAAAAAUGCCAAAUUUUCCUCCACUUAGAUUUCCUCAAAAUAACACUACAAAUAAUGCUCAAUUACUUUGAAGAAAGGAAAGAAACCUUUUUUGACUAUAAAAAAGAGAAUUUUUCAAAGUCCAAAAAAUCGCAUUUUUUUUUUCAAAGGGGUUAACCCAUGCUUUUGGCCAAAAAAUGCUAUUUUUUCUUUAUUUCGAUUUGAUCAAAAUAAGACUAGAAAUAAUGCUUUGUGUUUUUCAAGAGAAAAAACAAAACUUUUUUGGCCUUAAAAAAACCGUGAGAAUUUUUGAAAGUCCAAAAAAUUGCAUUUUUUCAAAGGGGUUAACCCAUGCUCUUGGAUAAAAAAUGCCAAUUUUUCCUUUAAUUGGAUUUGGUCAAAAAUAAGACUAGAAAUAACAGUUAAUAACUUUGUUAAGAAAAAAAUCUUUUUUCACGAUAAAAAAGAAAACUUUUUGAAAGUCCCAAAAAUGGCUUUUUUCCAUAGGGGUUAACCCAUGCUUUUGGUCAAAAAAUGCCAAUUUUUUUGUUUAUGUAGAUUUCGUGAAAAUUACACUUGAAAUAAUGCUUGUGACUUCCCACAGGAAAAAAAAAACAUUUUGGACUAUAAAAAAAAAAAAAAGAAUUUUUGAAAGUAGAAAAAAUCGCAUUUUUUAUCAAGGGUUUAAUCCAGGCUUUUGAUCAAAAAGCCAAAUUCUUCUUUAUUUAGAUUUGGUCAUAAUAAGACUAGAAAGACUGCUUAGCCGUUUUGCAGAGAAAAAAGAAACCUGUUUUGAUUAUAAAAAACGGAAUUUUUCAAAGUCCAAAAACUCCACUUGUCCAAAAGGGUUAACCCAUGCUUUUGGUCAAAAAAUGCCAAUUAUUUGGUUUAUUUAGAUUUGGUCAAAUUAAGACUAGAAAUAAUGCUAGGUGACUUUGCAGAGAAAAAAGAAACCUUUUUGACUAUAAUAAAAACAGAAUUUUUCCAAAUAGAAAAAAUCGCAUUUUUUUCUAAAGGGUUUAAUCCAGCCUUUUGAUCAAAAAAGCCAAAUUCUUCUUUAUUUAGAUUUGGCCAUAACAAGACUAGAAAAACUGCUUAGCCACUUUGCAGAGAAAAAGAAACCUGUUUUGACUAUAAAAAACAGAAUUUUUCAAAGUCCAAAAAAUCCGCUUUUUUAAAGGGGUUAACCCAUGCUUUUAGUCAAAAAAUGCCAUUUUUUUCUCGAGUUAGAUUUGGUCAAAAUAAGACUAGAAAUAAUGCUGAAUUACUUUGAAGAGAAAAAAGAAACUUUUUUGACUAUAAAUAGCAGAAUUUUUCAAACUCCAAAAACUCGCAUUUUUUUCAAAGGGGUUAACCCAUGAUUUUGGCCAAACAAUGCCAAAUUUUUCUCCACUUAGAUUUGCUCAAAAUAACACUACAAAUAAUGCUUAAUUACUUUGAAGAAAAGAAAGAAAUCUUUUUUGACUAUAAAAAAGAGAAUUUUUUAAAGUCCAAAAUAUUGCAUUUUUUUUUAAAGGGGUUAACCCAUGCUUUUGGCCAAAACAUGCCAAUUUUUCCUUUAAUUAGAUUUGGUCAAAAAUAAGACUAGAAAUGACAGUUAAUAACAUUGUUAAGAAAAAAAAAAUCUUUUUUCACUAUAAAAAAGAAAACUUUUUGAAAGUCCCAAAACUCGCUUUUUUCCAUAGGGGUUAACCCAUGCUUUUGGUCAAAUAACGCCAAUUUUUUUGUUUAUGUAGAUUUCGUGAAAAUUACACUUGAAAUAAUGCUAGUGACUUCCCACAGGAAAAAAAAAACCUUUUGGACUAUAUAUAUAUAUAUAUAUAUAUAUAAUUUUUCAAAGUAGAAAAAAUCGCAUUUUUUUUAUCAAGGGUUUAAUCCAGGCUUUUGAUCAAAAAGCCAAAUUCUUCUUUAUUUAGAUUUGGUCAUAAUAAGACUAGAAAGACUGCUUAGCGACUUUGCAGAGAAAAAAAAAACCUGUUUUGACUAUAAAAAACGGAAUUUUUCAAAGUCCAAAAAAUCCACUUUUCCAAAGGGGUUAACCCAUGCUUUUGGUCACAAAAUGCCAAUUAUUUGGUUUAUUUAGAUUUGGUCAAAUUAAGACUAGAAAUAAUGUUAAGUGACUUUGCAGACAAAAAAGAAACCUUUUUGACUAUAAUAAAAACAGAAUUUUUCAAAGUAGAAAAAAUCGCAUUUUUUUCUAAAGGGUUUAAUCCAGCCUUUUGAUCAAAAAGCCAAAUUCUUCUUUAUUUGGAUUUGGCCAUAAUAAGACUAGAAAAACUACUUAGCCACUUUGCAGAGAAAAAAGAAACGUGUUUUGACUAUAAAAAACAGAAUUUUUCAAAGUCCAAAAAAUCCACUUUUCCAAAGGAAACCCCAUAUAUGUUUUUGGUCAAAAAAUGCCAUGUUUUCUCUAGUUAGAUUUGGUCAAAAUAAGACUAGAAAUAAUGCUUAAUUACUUUGAAGACAAAAAAUAAACUUUUUUGACUAUAAAUAGCAGAAUUUUUCAAACUCCAAAAACUCGCAUUUUUUUCAAAGGGGUUAACCCAUGAUUUUGGCCAAAAAAUGCCAAAUUUUUCUCCACUUAGAUUUCCUCAAAAUAACACUACAAAUAAUGCUUAAUUACUUUGAAGAAAGGAAAGACACCUUUUUUGACUAUAAAAAAGAGAAUUUUUCAAAGUCCAAAAAAUCACAUUUUUUUCAAAGCGUUUAAAUACUUUUGGCCAAAAAUGCCAAAUUCUUUUUUUUUUACAUUUGGUCAAAAUAAGACUAGAAAUAAUGCUUAGCAACUUUGUAGAGAAAAAAGAAACCUGUUUUGACUAUAAAAACAAAAGUUUUUAAAGUCUAAAAAAUCGUCUUUUCCAUAGGGGGGCCCAUGCUUAUGAUUACAAAUUGCCAAUUUUUUGUUUAUUUAUAUUUGGUCAAAAUAAGACUAGAAAUAAUGCUUAAUGACUUUGGCUAUAAAAAACAGAAUUUCUAAAUAAUUGCACUUUUCCAAAAGGGGAUAACCCAUGCUUUUGGUCAAAAAAUGCCAAGUUUUUGGUUAUUUAGAUUUGGUCAAAAUGUACUAUCAGCUUUAUUCACAAUUUAAGGGCUCUUAUCUGAGGACUUCAGGCUCUAUGACCAGGAAAUAUAAAAAACGAAAACGUUCUCAUAGCUGCUCUACAGAAGGUAGUCUCCACAAAAAAUUCUGUAAAUUGAACACUUGGCUGGAUUCUCUGUCUUCGACUCAAUUAUCAGGUAAGUCCAAUUCACAGUAUGGUGACAGAAUAAUGCCAGACACAUUGUGCAGUUCAUGAUCCGCAUUGACAAAGGCUGGAGUAAAAAGAAGAGAAAAAACAAUCAGUUAAAAAACAGUGACAAAAUGUCUCACAAGAGUUGUGCUUCUAGUCACCCUUAGUGUGAUUUGUCCUUUUUUCCAUGAAAACCAUGGAGUGUUUAUUCAUGAAGAAAGCUACAGAGAGAAAACUAUAUGUCUUGAGAGAAUAAUGAGUUAAAAAAUUAAACUUAAGUGACAUGCCACUAAUCCAUGGUACUGGGUGGAUAAUAUAACAAUAAUGGCUUCUCCAUUUCAGGUCUGCUAUUUCCCUCAAGCAGGGUUGUCAGAAUGUUUUGAAGUGGACGGCUGAGUUGCCAAAGUAAGAGACCAGUCCAGGGAAAUUUUAUUUAAAAAACGCCAUCCGUAAAGAAAUGCCAAGCAGAGUAGCCUGCCGAUACUAACCAAGCAGGCGGCGAUUUUCGCCGGCAGCCGGCUACUUUUGACAACCCUGCUCAACGUAGGUCAGUUUCAAGACAAGAUAUAAAAGAUGAAAAUUCCUGAACAGUUGUGAUUUGCGCUUCUCAACUAGUAAAACAAAGAAAUGGAUAUUAAGUUACAGUGACACAUACAGGACUUUCUCUGGUGUCCUCUUAAUAGGUGUCUACUGUGCGGUUUGUCCGCUUAACAUUGAGUGUCUGCUUAAUAUGGGGCCAAGUCACUUACCAUCAAAAAUCCAAAGUGCCUUCAAAAUCAGAAAAACAAUGGCAAUGGCUUCUCUUGGUCAUCUCUGCUUUUUUCACCACAGCAGACAAGCAAUCUUGUCCCCACACUCCUUCUAAUUUGAAAAUAUAAUAUAAAAUAUCAACCCUUCAAUGUGCGACAAUUUUGGUCGCCAUGGCGCCUAAAAUCUUGAAGCUGGCGGCUUAAUUUGUAAAAAAGUCUCCCUAAACCAAAAGAAUUGGUUUCCAAAUGGCGAUUGAGCAAAAACUUUAACUUGGAGGGUUGAAGAUGAUAACAAGUACAAAGAUUCGAUGUUUAAAUUAAAAUCAAUGUUUUAGUCAAACAGAAGUGUGUCUCCACCAAAUUGCAUUUGAUUAGGAGUCUGCACUUUGUUCACUGCUGUAUAAAGUAUCGUCCUCCAAAAACUUCUGCAAGAGCAAUAACGAUAGCCAUAAACAAUACGGAUAGCUCAAGGGACUUGCACUGAUCACAAUCACAACAAGAGCAGAGGAAAAGUCUGCAUAAGUACUGACUGACUGAGAAGGCAUGUUGGGUAUCCUGAAUUUCUUGAAGUUGGGUGGCAGGUUCCUCCAAUAGGCAGGUUGACACCACAGCAAAAAGGGCAGGCAUUAGAGAUGCUUCUGUAGUUAAGCACUACAAAUAGGGAAGAACAGUUGGUAUGAGUUGCUGGUUUCCAUACUUACUGGUUUAUUGGUUGGCCGGUUCUAUGAUUUCUGAUCUCUUGUGUUAUGUAGAUUAAGUGACACCGGUUUCUGCCGAAACAGUUCAUCGGCCACAUAACACCACUACACCUUCCACAAGUUCAGCUUUCAUUAGAAUCCGCCCAUACUCAAGCAUCCAGCCACCAUAAGGAAUCCAAUUUCAUACAAGUAUAGCAUCUUCCACAAGUUUCCAGUCAGUUAUCUGGAAUGUAUAGGGGAUGCAACAGAGUGGAGUUGUGGAUCCAUGAUCACAACAAGUGUAGAGGAACAGACAUUACAAGUACUGUCUGAGUGGGUGUGUUGAGUAUCCUAGAUUUUCUGGAGUUGGAUGGUAGGUUCCUUCGAUUUGCAAGUUGACACCACAGCAAAAUGGCAGGCAUCAGGGAUGCUUUUGUAGUUCAACACUACGAACAGGGAAAAACAGUUGGGUGGCAGGUUCCUCCAAUAGGCAGGUUGACACCACAGCAAAAAGGGCAGGCAUUAGGGAUGCUUCUGUAGUUAAGCACUACAAAUAGGGAAGAACAGUUGGUAUGAGUUGCUGGUUUCCAUACUUACUGGUUUAUUGGUUGGCCGGUUCUAUGAUUUCUGAUCUCUUGUGUUAUGUAGAUUAAGUGACACCGGUUUCUGCCGAAACAGUUCAUCGGCCACAUAACACCACUACACCUUCCACAAGUUCAGCUUUCAUUAGAAUCCGCCCAUACUCAAGCAUCCAGCCACCAUAAGGAAUCCAAUUUCAUACAAGUAUAGCAUCUUCCACAAGUUUCCAGUCAGUUAUCUGGAAUGUAUAGGGGAUGCAACAGAGCGGAGUUGUGGAUCCAUGAUCACAACAAGUGUAGAGGAACAGACAUUACAAGUACUGCCUGAGUGGGUGUGUUGAGUAUCCUAGAUUUUCUGGAGUUGGAUGGUAGGUUCCUUCGAUUUGCAAGUUGACACCACAGCAAAAUGGCAGGCAUCAGGGAUGCUUUUGUAGUUCAACACUACGUACAGGGAAAAACAGUUGGGUGACAGGUUCCUCCAAUAGGCAGGUUGACACCACAGCAAAAAGGGCAGGCAUUAGAGAUGCUUCUGUAGUUAAGCACUACAAAUAGGGAAGAACAGUUGGUAUGAGUUGCUGGUUUCCAUACUUACUGGUUUAUUGGUUGGCCGGUUCUAUGAUUUCUGAUCUCUUGUGUUAUGUAGAUUAAGUGACACCGGUUUCUGCCGAAACAGUUCAUCGGCCACAUAACACCACUACACCUUCCACAAGUUCAGCUUUCAUUGGAAUCCGCCCAUACUUAAGCAUCCAGCCACCAUAAGGAAUCCAAUUUCAUACAAGUAGUAUCUUCCACAAGUUUCCAGUCAGUUAUCUGGAACGUAUAGGGGAUGCAACAGAGCGGAGUUGUGGAUCCAUGAUCACAACAAGUAUAGAGGAACAGACAUUACAAGUACUGUCUGAGUGGGUGUGUUGAGUAUCCUAGAUUUUCUGGAGUUGGAUGGUAGGUUCCUUCGAUUUGCAAGUUGACACCACAGCAAAAUGGCAGGCAUCAGGGAUGCUUUUGUAGUUCAACACUACGAACAGGGAAAAACAGUUGGGUGGCAGGUUCCUCCAAUAGGCAGGUUGACACCACAGCAAAAAGGGUAGGCAUUAGGGAUGCUUCUGUAGUUAAGCACUACAAAUAGGGAAGAACAGUUGGUAUGAGUUGCUGGUUUCCAUACUUACUGGUUUCAAAUCAGGUGUUUAGGAGGUCCAGAGAGCAAUCAACAUAACAAUGUAUCGCCAAAUACUUGUUUAACAAGUCACUCCUUUUAUGCUAAAUAGCUUUUUCCAACUUUAAAACCACGUAAUGUUAAUUCUCAAGGAAAGGUAUUAGACAGUUAUUAAUCUAAAAAAUUGAAUUAAGUCACAUACCUGAUCGACAAAUCCAGGGUACAUGGUGGAGGGAAAAAACAACAGUGGCUGGGCCUACAUGCCAGCUCUGCUUUCUUCCACAAAGACAGGCGAGAAAUCUUAUCACCACACUCCUUCUAAUAAAUGAUAUAUGAAAUAUGAUAACAAGUAAAAAAGUCAAUAUUCAUGUCAAAACGUGUACUGAAAUUGAAAAAAAAACAACAAUCGCCAUAGAUCAAGGGUCUCUUAAUCCCAGAACUUAUAAAUCUUCUCUAUGUGGCUGUAAACUGUGUUCCUUCAAGGAUUUGAGCAAGAGUGAUAAUGAUAGCCAUAAUAAUGAAGACAGGUAAAUGGUCAUGCAGUGACCACAAUCACAACAGGAGUAGAGAAACAGUUAGUUUGAGUACCAAUUUAUUUGGAUAUCCUGGGUUUACCACGUCCACACCACAGCAAUAAGACCAAGCACAAGGGAUGCCUUUGUGGUUGAACACUACAAAAUAGGGAAUAGCAGUUAGUAUGAGUUGCUGGUUUCCAUACUUAGUGGUUUAUAGGUUGACCGGUCCUAUGUUUGCUGAUCUCUCGUGGCAUGUAGAUUAUUAAGAGUGGGUUCUUUGAGACGAUCUGAAUGAGGAUAAGUGAUCCAAGAUCACUCAGAUCAUGGUAGAUCAAAUGAAUGGACAAAAAGUCAUCGGUUCAUUUGAUCUACCAUGAUCCAAGUGGUCAGGAACCUCCGAUCCUAGUAAAUCCUUAUCAUCCCAAAGGUCAACGCACCCCAAGUCACACCGGUUUCUGUCGAAACAGUUCAUCGGCCAAACACCACUACACCAUAUCCACAAGUUCAGCUUUCAUUGGAAUCUAGUCAUACACAAGCAACCAGCAAUUGUAAGGAAUCCAAUCUCAUACAAGUAGCAUCUUCCUCAAGUUUCCAGCAGAUAUCUGGAAUGUAUGGGGCAGGCAUCAGGGAUGCAGUUGUGGAACAUGGUGUUGGGUGGCACAUGCAUUGA